Molecule: messenger RNA, 633 nt
Organism: Acanthosepion pharaonis
Lineage: Eukaryota; Metazoa; Mollusca; Cephalopoda; Sepiida; Sepiidae
Source: the annotation of a GenBank genome assembly
AUGUCAACAUUGUUAGCUUUUCUUUCUUCCUUCUCUCACUCUUUCUGCAAGACACAUUCAAAGGAAGAACUACCAUUCACUACUCCCCCCUCCUGCCGCCGCUGCCGCAACUCACACCACCACCACUACUCGUCUUUGUUUUUGCAACUGCAUAUAUUGCUCAUAGACUUAGAACGUGUCAGAAGCAGUCUGCCUUGCUUUGACUCUCUCUCGACAAUAGACAGAUCAUAUGAGAAGAAAUCACUCUCUCCCUCUGUCUCUCUCUCCCUCUGUCUCUCUCUCCCUCUGUCUCUCUCUCCCUCUGUCUCUCUCUCCCUCUGUCUCUCUCUCCCUCUGUCUCUCUCUCUCUGUCUCUGUCUCCCUCUCUCCCUCCCCUCUCCUCCCUCUCUCCCUCCCCCUCUCUCCCUCCCUCUCCCUCUCUCCCUCCCUCUCUCCCCUCCCUCCUCCCCUCCCUCCCUCCCUCUCUCUUCCUCUCUCUCCCCUUUCUCCCUCUGUCUCUCUACCUCUCCCCUCCCUCCCUCCCCUCUUUCUUUCUCUCUCCCCCUCUCCACCUCCCUCUCCCUCUCUCUCCCCUCCCUACUCUAUCUCUCGCCUCUCUUGCCCAACACUACAGAACAUAUUAAAAACCAUUGA